This is a messenger RNA of Oncorhynchus kisutch (coho salmon), 1680 nucleotides long. RefSeq names its product protein arginine N-methyltransferase 8-B-like. Gene Ontology annotation, biological process: peptidyl-arginine methylation, to asymmetrical-dimethyl arginine; chromatin remodeling. The record is from RefSeq and is a predicted model, not a curated record. NCBI's taxonomy places the organism in Eukaryota, Metazoa, Chordata, Actinopteri, Salmoniformes, Salmonidae. Gene Ontology annotation, cellular component: plasma membrane. The annotation marks the transcript as partial. Gene Ontology annotation, molecular function: histone methyltransferase activity; protein-arginine omega-N monomethyltransferase activity; protein-arginine omega-N asymmetric methyltransferase activity. The transcript has 8 exons.
GAUUCAGCUCUCUGUGAGAUUCCCAAUCCCAUCAACAUUCCCAUCUUGUUCCCUGUUGGACAGGAGAUGCUGAAGGAUGAAGUACGGACCCUGACCUAUAGGAAUGCCAUGUACCACAACAAGCACAUGUUCAAGGACAAGAUAGUUCUGGACGUGGGCAGUGGGACAGGCAUCCUGUCCAUGUUCGCUGCUAAUGCGGGCGCCAGGCACGUGUACGGGAUUGAGUGUUCAAGUAUAUCAGAGUAUUCUGAGAAGAUCAUCAAGUCCAACCACCUACACAAUGUCAUCACUAUCUUCAAUGGGAAGGUGGAGGAGGUGGAACUGCCAGUGGAGAAAGUAGACAUCAUCAUCUCAGAGUGGAUGGGCUACUGUCUCUUCUACGAGUCUAUGCUCAAUACGGUCAUCUUCGCCAGGGACAAAUGGCUAAAGCCUGGAGGGCUGAUGUUUCCUGACAGGGCUGCUCUGUAUGUGGUGGCCAUCGAGGACAGGCAGUACAAGGACUUCAAGAUACACUGGUGGGAGAACGUGUACGGUUUUGACAUGACCUGCAUCCGUAACGUGGCCAUGAGAGAGCCCCUGGUGGACGUGGUGGACCCCAAACAGGUGGUGACCAACUCCUGCCUAGUCAAGGAAGUGGACAUCUACACGGUGAAGCCUGAGGACCUGUCUUUCACCACGGCCUUCUGCCUGCAGAUCCAGAGGAACGACUAUGUCCACGCCAUGGUCACCUACUUCAACAUCGAGUUCACCAAGUGUCAUAAGAAGACUGGCUUCUCUACCGCUCCUGAUGCCGCCAGUACCCACUGGAAGCAGACAGUGUUUUACUUGGAGGACUACCUGACUGUGAGGAAGGGAGAGGAGAUACUGGGCAGCAUCGCAGUCAAGCCCAACGAUAAGAACGUGCGGGACCUGGAGUUCACCUUGGAGUUGGACUUUAAAGGACAGCUGUGUGAUGCGGCCAUUUCCCACGACUACAAGAUGCGCUAGCUGACCAGCAAAGGGCGAUAUCCCCCUCCUUGAGAGGGAGGGCACAGGCUCUCCAACAGGCCCUCUUAUUGGUCCGAGGGGGACACGAUACGCAUCUGAUUGGAUGACAGCGCUCCAGCACCUAAGUGAUGUCAUAAAAACAAGCCAUUUCGAAGCAAUAGCGCCAUCACCUGCCACAUUUUUAAAGCUGCCCUGAGAAUGUAAUAUCCCUGAUGAACUUGAUUUGUUAUUUUUUUCAGGUUGAGUUUCAGUGUUAUCAGUACUAGAGCUAAAGGAGUUAUAGGGAUUUUAGAUGCCAGUCCAGAGGCACUUUAAGGACAAACUCUGAGCAUGUCUUUUAUCAAGGAAAACAGACAGACUACACCUCUGUUUUAUCUAUGUCUUUCAAAGUUCAACAAAUGCAGAACCUAAGAGUUUAACAGGAAAGUCAUUCAGUGUUUGUUCAAGUUAGUUAUAUUUUGUUGGUAUUCAGUACUGGUAAGUUAUUUGCAUGUUUAGCUUUUUGUUCUUGGUUGAUUUCAGGUAUCAUGAUUUGAUCAUUUGAGAUAUUCACAAUUGCUAAUGGAACAUGUUUAAUGAUAGAAACCUGUGAGAAAUGUCUUGUCUUCCAUCUCCAGCUGGAAGUUAUUUUGCCAUUUUGAUUUUGGGGUGUGGUGUAGGAGUGAUGAACAAAUAAAGAACAAUUACUUAGAA